This is a messenger RNA of Mauremys reevesii (Reeves's turtle), 3038 nucleotides long. RefSeq names its product zinc finger protein 850-like. Bases 269 to 2917 code for a protein of 882 amino acids. The record is from RefSeq and is a predicted model, not a curated record. The transcript is spliced from 4 exons. Gene Ontology annotation, biological process: regulation of immune system process; negative regulation of transcription by RNA polymerase II; regulation of cytokine production. Lineage: Eukaryota; Metazoa; Chordata; Testudines; Geoemydidae.
UCUGUGCAGGGCUCGGGGAAGGGAAGCGGCUGAUCGCUGAACGAUCCUGCUCCCCCGGCUCAGGAUAUCGGGGGUUGAACUUCCUCCCGGGUCACACGGUGCCGCCUGCCUGGUGCGGGAGCCGGGACUGAGACACUGCUGCUCCCCAGCGGGGAGAGACCUGCACUGACCGCCCCCGCCCCAGUGCCCAGCCGGGGGGACUCUCUGCGGGGGCAGCCCCGGGCUCUGCCGACACCAGCCCCUGAGCCGGAGCCUGCAGAUCUCUCCGAUGGAGCCAGGGGAGGAGCUGGGCCCCUUGGAUGAAGAGGAAGGGGAGAUCCUGAGAGGAACCUGCGCAGCAGAGGAUAGGACGGUGAAGAUAAAGGAGGAGAAUUGCCUGCGGGAAGCGGAAGCAGAUGGGAGGCUAUUGGGAAGAUACGAAGGGAGCAUUUCCCUGAGUCCCGAGAAGCCUACCUACGAGAGUCAAUGCAGUUCAAAAGAUCUGGGGAAAAUUCCCGUAGAGGAGUCACAUGGUAAAGCCAGUACCACAGGCAGAGCUCUCAGGAAAUCUAAAAGUAUAAAAGUCCAUCAGAGAAUCCACAUGGGAGAGAAACCCUAUAACUGCCUUGAGUGUGGGAAAAUCUUCAAUCGGAGGUCAUUUCUUAUUACGCAUCAGAGAAUUCACACUGGAGAGAAGCCCUAUAAAUGCCCCGAAUGUGGGAAAAGCUUCACUGUGAGAUCAACCCUUAUUAAACAUAAAAGAAUCCACACAGGAGAGAAACCCUAUAAGUGCCCCGACUGCGGGAAAAGCUUCCGUCUGAGCUCAACCCUUUGUACCCAUCGGAAAAUCCAUACAGGAGAGAAACCCUAUGAGUGCCUCAAAUGUGGGAAAAAAUUCCGAGUGAGCUCUUACCUUCUUGCACACGAGGCCACCCACAUGGUGGACAACCCUUACAAGUGCCCCGACUGUGGGAAAAACUUUAGUGUGAGUAGAGACCUCCUUGUGCAUCAGAGAAUUCACACGGGAGAGAGACCCUUUAAGUGCCCCGUGUGUGGGAAAAGCUUCAAUCGGAGAUCGAUCCUGAUUGUACAUCAGAGAGUCCACACUGGAGAGAAGCCCUAUAAAUGCCCUGACUGCGGGAAAAGCUUCAGUGUGAGCUCAGACCUCACAGCACAUCUAAGAAUCCACACGGGAGAAAAACCCUAUAAGUGCUUUGAUUGCGGGAAUAGCUUUCGUCUGAGCUCCCACCUUACCAGACAUCAGAGGAGCCACACUGGAGAGAGACCCUAUAAAUGCCUGGUCUGUGGGGAAAGCUUCAGUGACUGCUCAGGCCUUAUUAAACAUAAGAGAAUGCACACUGGAGAGAAACGAAGGCCAGCACCUGUUACACAUCAGGGAACUAACACGGCAGCAGCACCUUAUAAAUGCCCCGACUGUGGGAAAAACUUUAGUAUGAAUUCAGCCCUUGUUAAACACCAGAGAAUCCACACAGGAGAGAAACCUUAUAAGUGCCCCGAGUGCGGGAAAAGCUUCAGUCAUUGCUCAGCCCUUAUGAAACAUCAGAGAAUCCAUACAGGAGAGAAACCCUUUAAAUGCCUGGACUGCGGGAAAAGGUACAAUGACAGCUCAACUCUCCGGAGACACCGGCGAAUCCACUCAGAAGACAGGCCCUAUAAAUGCCCCGACUGUGGGGAACGAUUCAGUGUGACCUCAGGCCUUAUUAGACACCAGAAAAUCCACACUGAGGAGAGACCUUUUAAAUGUAGUGAGUGCGGGAAAAGCUUCCAGUCGAACUCACUUCUUAAAACACAUCAGAGGAUCCAUACGGGAGAAAAACCCUAUAAAUGCCCUGAGUGUGGGAAAAGCUUCCGUCAGAGCUCCCACCUCAUAAGGCAUCAGAAAAUCCACAUGGGAUGUGGUGGGACGAUGGGUAAGAACCAGGAAGAGAAUCCACAGCAGGAAGGUCCUGAGCAAGUGGAACCAUGUGGGAGAGUAUUGGGAAGAUCCAAAGGGGCCGUUUCCUUGAGUCCUGAGCAAGAAGAAGGCCAUGAGACUCAGCGCAGGUCAGAGAGGCAGAAGAGCAACCAGCAAAGGAAGAGACAGGAUGAAUCCACUUGCCGAGGGAGAAGUUUGGAGGAUCCUAGUGAAAUCAUGGUCCAACCACGCGUCCACAUGGAAGAGAAACUGUAUAACUGCCCAGAGUGUGGGAAAAGCUUCGCUCAGAUAUCAAACCUCCUGGUACAUCAGAGAAUCCACACGAGGGAGAGACCCUAUAAAUGCCCUGACUGUGGGGAAAGCUUCACGCUGAACUCAGACAUUAUUUCCCAUCGCUCAGUCCACACAGGAGACAGGCCCUAUAGCUGCCUUGAGUGUGGAAAAUGUUUUGCUAAUUUCUCAUCCCUUAUUUCACAUAGACGAAUCCACACGGGGGAGAGACCCUAUACAUGCCCCGACUGCGGGAAGAGCUUCAAGCGGAGCUCAGACCUUAGUAAACAUCGAAGACUCCACACAGGAGAGACGCCCUAUAAAUGCCCUGAGUGCGGGAAAAGCUUCACUCAGAGCUCAAACCUGGUUUCGCACCAGAGAAUCCACACAGGAGAGACACCCUAUAAAUGCCCCGAAUGCGGGAAAAGCUUCAAACAAAGAUUCAGCCUCAUCGUACAUCAGAGAAUCCACAUCGGAGAGAGAUCCUAUAAAUGCCCCGACUGUGGGAAAAGGUUUAGUAACAGCUCCCAACUUAUUAGACAUCGACGAAUCCACACAGGAGAGAAGCCCUAUAACUGCUCUGAAUGCGGGAAAAGCUUCAGUCAGAGCUGGGGAGUCCUUAGACAUCAGAGAAUCCAUUCAGCAGAGACACCCUAUAAAUGUUCUGUCUGUGGGAAAAGCUACAAGGGGAAGGAUUCGCUGAAGUCCCACCAGAAAGUGCACACAGCAUAGAAGGUUUCGGGAGCUCUCCCUGUGGGGCAAUGGGUCUCUGCCCUCUGGAAGCAUGUUUCAUCCGAGGAUGGUCUGGGUAGGGGAAGCAGGCUGGUGGCUGGUCUGGGUUUCGGGGGGGCGG